Euleptes europaea (tarantolino) is the source of this 515-nucleotide messenger RNA. RefSeq names its product joining chain of multimeric IgA and IgM (gene JCHAIN). Gene Ontology annotation, molecular function: immunoglobulin receptor binding. The transcript is spliced from 4 exons. Bases 1 to 483 code for a protein of 160 amino acids. The record is from RefSeq and is a predicted model, not a curated record. Gene Ontology annotation, biological process: humoral immune response. Lineage: Eukaryota; Metazoa; Chordata; Lepidosauria; Squamata; Sphaerodactylidae. Gene Ontology annotation, cellular component: pentameric IgM immunoglobulin complex.
AUGAAGAUCUAUUGGCUAGCCUGUGGAGCCCUGGCGGUCUUCUGGGGAGCGAUUCUCGGAGCAGCUUUUUUUGAUGUGCCCAAUGACGAGACAGUCCUGGUUGACAACAAGUGCCAGUGUGUAAAGGUGACUUCAACGUUUGUCCCUUCCAAAGACAACCCUGAAGAAGAAGUCUUGGAGAGAAGCAUCCGCAUCAUAGUUCCUCUCAAGAGCAGGGAGAACAUCUCAGACCCCACCUCGCCAGUGAGAACCAGAUUUGUCUACAAACUCUCCAAACUCUGUGAGAAGUGUGAUACAGCGGCAGCCAGCAUGGACGACGAAGGAAUUGUCGCUGGGAAGACAGCUCCUUGUGCUGACCCAGAUGAACCCUGCUACACCUAUGACAGGAAUAAAUGCUACACCGCCUCAACUCUGUUCUCCCAUGGGGGAAAGACCCAGGCCAUUACGACGGCUCUCACCCCUGAAUCCUGCUAUCCUGAUUAGGGAUAAGCUGUAAUGUCAGACAUCACAGGCAG